GCUCGGGACCCUUGGGCUGCGCGCGGCGCGGGCGGUGGGCGCAGCGAGGCGCGCGGGCGGGUGAUGGGAAGUGCAGCUGACAGCAGAACCGGGUCUGGCCGAUAGCGCCGGUUGGUCGGACCCGAGCCACUUGGGACGCCGGCCUGCAUUCCCCUCUCCGGCUCCAAAUCAAAACGGCUUUGCGGCGGGGCAAGGCUUUUCCGCUUUCCGGGGGCCGUGCGUUGCGGGGAAGCCCCCGCACUUAGGAGGAAGGAGAGGUCUGGGGCAGCACCCUACUCCCCACCCCCAGAGUUCGGGCUCCCUUGUUUUCGGGUGGAGAUGGACCCCAGGGGCGAGAGAGCCGGGUUGCGUUCGGGCCCGCGGGAGCCGGGCAGGAAGGGGUUAAGGCGGCGCUCGCAGCGGCGGCCGGCUGGUGGGUCCGGUCCGCAGGCGCGGAACCGAGCGCGGAGCGCGCCUGGCGGAAUCCCGGCCGGAGUCCGGGCGGUGGGGAGAGGGCCCAGACCCCUCCCCGCCCUGGGGGCGGCGGGAUUGGGCCGGCAGGGGGCCAGCCCGGAAGCCGGCUUCCUCCAGGCUCCCCCUCUCGCCGCUGCCAAGCCGCCUCGCAGCCGGGCUGGCCGGGCGUUCGUUCUGCGCUCCCUGCCGAGACGGGAGGGAUUUUCUCUUGGGGAGAAAUCGGUGGUCGGGCGCCUGCCCAGAUCAAAUGCCACCCUGCUCGGAGGGAAGCCUGCAACCUGGGCAUCCCCUAGAGAGAGCAACGUCACACCUCCUGAGGACAGCCAGGAGGACUCUGGCUUUUGCUGAACUUUGCAUCUUGCCUCCUUCCUUCCAAAGGCUCCGGACCCAAGUUCAGCUGCCCUGGAGUCCUGCGUGUCCCUGGCCAGGCCCUCCACUGCCCCUCCAGGCCAGCCCAGUUCUGGAGCUCACCUCCAGGACCUGGAGCCUGCCCUCCUGCCCAGAAUGACUCACCAUUAUUUCUCGCUCAAGUGAGAAGGCGUGAUGGGCAGCCGGGCUGCCUAUUUGUGUAUCUAGGAUUCCCACAGUAUCUGAUCAGCUCUGCGAGGAAGAGAGCUUCAGGUUCCUGCCUUGCCAGCCAAGCGAGGCUGUCUCUCCAGCUCUCAGAGAGCCCACGGGCUCUCCUGCAGGAACCCAGGCCAAUGCUUCUGUGUUUCCUGGGGCCAUAAGCGGUACCCUGAGCUCCCUGCCGCCAGGCAGCUGGAAGGCAUAGUGUGAGGCCCUUCUCUCAGCCCCAAUUAUGACAGUGGCCACCGGAGAGCCAGCGGACGAGGCUGCUGCCCUCCCCGGGCACCCGCAGGACACCUAUGACCCCGAGGCAGACCACGAGUGCUGUGAGAGGGUGGUGAUCAACAUCUCGGGGCUGCGGUUCGAGACCCAGCUGAAGACCUUAGCCCAGUUUCCAGAGACCCUCUUAGGGGACCCAAAGAAGCGGAUGAGGUACUUUGACCCCCUCCGAAAUGAGUACUUUUUCGAUCGGAAUCGCCCCAGCUUUGAUGCCAUCUUGUACUAUUACCAGUCUGGGGGCCGGCUGAGGCGACCUGUGAACGUGCCCUUAGAUAUAUUCUCUGAGGAGAUUCGGUUUUAUGAGCUGGGAGAAGAAGCCAUGGAAAUGUUUCGGGAAGAUGAAGGCUAUAUCAAAGAGGAAGAGCGUCCUCUGCCUGAAAAUGAGUUUCAGAGGCAGGUGUGGCUCCUCUUUGAAUACCCAGAGAGCUCGGGGCCUGCCCGGAUUAUAGCUAUCGUGUCUGUCAUGGUGAUCCUGAUCUCAAUCGUCAGCUUCUGCCUGGAAACACUGCCCAUCUUCCGGGAUGAGAAUGAGGACAUGCAUGGCGGCGGGGUGACCUUCCACACCUAUUCCAACAGCACCAUCGGGUACCAGCAGUCGACCUCCUUCACUGACCCUUUCUUCAUCGUAGAGACCCUCUGCAUCAUCUGGUUCUCCUUUGAAUUCUUGGUGAGGUUCUUUGCCUGUCCCAGCAAGGCCGGCUUCUUCACCAACAUCAUGAACAUCAUCGACAUUGUGGCCAUCAUCCCCUACUUCAUCACCCUGGGGACAGAGCUGGCCGAGAAGCCGGAGGAUGCCCAGCAGGGCCAGCAGGCCAUGUCGCUGGCCAUCCUCCGUGUCAUCCGGUUGGUAAGAGUCUUUAGGAUUUUCAAGUUGUCUCGACACUCCAAAGGUCUCCAGAUUCUAGGUCAGACCCUCAAAGCCAGCAUGAGAGAAUUGGGCCUCCUGAUAUUCUUCCUCUUCAUCGGGGUCAUCCUUUUCUCUAGUGCUGUCUAUUUCGCAGAGGCCGAUGAGCGAGACUCCCAGUUCCCCAGCAUCCCGGAUGCCUUCUGGUGGGCAGUCGUCUCCAUGACAACCGUAGGCUAUGGAGACAUGGUUCCAACUACCAUCGGGGGAAAGAUCGUGGGCUCCCUAUGCGCGAUUGCAGGUGUGUUAACCAUUGCCUUACCGGUCCCCGUCAUCGUGUCCAACUUCAACUACUUCUACCACCGGGAGACAGAGGGAGAGGAGCAGGCCCAGUACCUGCAAGUGACGAGCUGUCCAAAGAUCCCAUCCUCCCCUGACCUAAAGAAAAGUAGAAGUGCCUCUACCAUUAGUAAGUCUGAUUACAUGGAGAUCCAGGAGGGGGUAAACAACAGUAACGAGGACUUUAGAGAGGAAAACUUGAAAACGGCCAACUGCACUUUGGCUAAUACAAACUAUGUGAAUAUUACCAAAAUGUUAACUGAUGUCUGAUGGAAACCCAUUACUAUACUCGCAGCUCCAUGGAACUAAUGCAGAUCUUGCGUAAUAGCCUGCAUUGUAGUCAGUGUGUUCUACAGUGUGUAUCUGGUUCUGCAUGGAAAGCAAUAGUCGUGCAAGUGACUUUUUGAUCUUUUGAUUUUGGAUUUAGAGCACAGAGUAUCUGUCCAUGGCUUUCAUGCAAAUCUUCAUCACCGGCUUAGGGGUUUCCAAACGGGGGGGUCACCCAUGGAGCCAGAAUUUCAGAAGGACACGUUGGGGCCACCUCAUAUCAAAUACAUAACCCACUGCCUCAAUGCCACCUUCCCUUCCAAGUUAGAUGCACACGGCACCCGGGAGAUGCACCCCUCCCCCACCCCAGCCUCCGGGUCCCCGGCACCAUCAUCCCAUAUGAGCCCACCUCCCCCUUCACAGAGGAAAACCAUGGUGGCUUAGCUUUAAAGCGCUGGUAAUUGUGCAAAAGGUCAUUCCCAUUUUUGCAUCGAAAAGCACGCACAGGCCUGUGUAUUGGAAUUACUUACUGUGUCACGGGCUGGGCUUUGUGAGUUGCAGUUGCCAAGUGGAUGGUCUGGAGGCUUGUGUUUCGUAACGGAAAAUGCUGCAUUUGGUUUUUCUCUGCAGUGUGGAUGUGAGGGAACCCCAGGGGGGAGGGACGGUGAGUAUGGCCGAAUGUGAGUUGUCAAGUUUCACAUUUGCUCUUAGGCCUGUGGGGAGAAGCUAGCAAGCCAAGGGACCUCUCGGCUUCAGAUCUCACCAUUUUUGCAGGCUUCAGGGUCACACAACACGUCUGAUUUCUUCGUUACACUGGAGUUUGCAGACAUCUGCUUUCCUAGUGCCGUGCCAGCGGCACUGACACCGCAGUGAAAUUACCAGUGAUGCGAUAGAGCUGCAUGGGUGUUUCUUGCAUGAAUCUCAAUAUUUAAAACACAGGAGAUAACCUAUUUUUCUUAGUAACCUACACAGUAUUCAUAUUUAGAGUAUUAAUAGUCCCAGAGUGGCAUUGAACUAGGGUUUUUCCCCCCCCAUCGGAGGACAAAAGCCCUCAAUCAGGAGAAAAAAAAAAAAAGAGACUAUUUGGCAUGGGGAACCAAAACUUCUGGCUCUCCAGCCCACGCCAUCCCUGUUCUUCCAAGCUGGGGCACAGACCUCUGCGAAGCCAGGAAAGUGAGCAGGGAACAUAGCGCCUGAACACCUCACAUAACUGCACCUUAGGAAUUAACCUGGUCAUGGGCAUGACUCUAUAGCUGACCAGGGCAUCUGGUCUCGAGGACAGGCGGAUUUGUGGAUCCAGUGUAUAUAAAUAUAUAUUGAGUAUCUCUUUCAUGAGUUCCUCUACCUAGCUAGCUAUAGGAAAAAAAAAGUUGCAUUUGAACCUUGUAUAAGCUUAUGCAAUAUUUUGGACACAGGGCAAUUUAUGCAUGUGUUUGACUAUGUGCACUAGAGUAUGUAUGUAUAUACUAUGUAUUAUAUACAUACAUACGUACGUGUGUGCAUAUGUUUGUGCACACACGCACACACACACACACACACACACAUAUUCAUUCUCUGGAGUUCAGGUUCAGGAGCAAAUCCACUGCUUGGUGGGUUGGUCGUCUGAGAGGCCUAAUGGGUUAAUUUCUCUCAUCGGUAACCCGACUGGGCCUGGGUUUGCUGCCAUUGCCUCAGACACUCCAGUUUCACGGAUUCUUCGAUGUUACAGUUGUCUCUCUGCCCUCCAUGUGCUGCAGCUUCAGUUUCCCGGGGCUGAAGCUUGUCUUACCGAGUGCACAAGGGCCCACGGCCCUCCCAGCUCCAGCUGCCCUGGGCCAGACCCGCCCCAGGCCUUGUCUCUACAGCACAUCAUGUUAAAUCAUCUCUGUUGUCAUCUUUCCCCACCCUCUUUGGUCUUUAUUGUCACUUGGCUCUGCAUCAGUCACUUUAAAUGAACCUUUCCCUAAAGACCCAGCACGGAUUGCCUGCUUCAGAGCAAGGACACCAGGAGGAGGGCUUCUGGGGACCCGAGAUGCCACAAGUCUGGACUUGAAAGGGAGCUUGCUCUACGUGGAAAUUUCUGAAGUCCAGGACCAAGGCAUGGAGACCCUAGAUGACCCACAGUCGUCAUGUGGAUUGCCAGGCUCAAACUCUCUCCUCAUUGAACUGGCAACCAAGGGGGUGGAUAGAGACUCAUUCCCCACCCCCAGGACAGACUGAGAGUGAAUGAGCACCGCACAGCCUAAAGGUAGAGUUCAGGCUGGCCCUGGAAUGGGUUGAGGUGGGGAGGCUUUCGCCUCACAGACUGGGCUUCUUCCUUUCAACAUAAUGGCUUAGAUUUCCCAAACACAGUGAGUUGUGCGGUCGGGCUGCCCAGUCAUGGCUCCAGCCCUAGCCUCGCUGUUGGCUACUGAGCACCUACAGUUACCUGGGGGGAGUGGGGCACCAGCUCAGGGUGCUAGGCCCAGGGUGCUCAUUAGUUCCUGGUCACCCACAUCCUCGGGUAUCUGCAGGACACCCCAUGCCCAGCGCAAAGCCUCUAUGCUUCUCUUCCUCUCCUUCAUGGGAGGUGGUGCUGAAUUCCCAAGACAUGGGAUGGGGAGGACACAGACCUAGGGGAACAGAUGAUAAAACAGUCCAUACCUAAGGCCUCCGUCAGGGGGUAGUCCUUUUAUCCCAGCGUCUUUGACCUGGGACCAUAAAAUGUUCACAGGUGCAGGCACACACAUGUGCACGCCCAGCCCCAAAUCGAUAGGUACACUGUUGCCACACACAAACGCAAAAUGCACACGCACCAAUUAAUGAAAAGGGCACACACAGGUGAUACACAGCUACACCCGUAUCCAAAGCGUGCACAUUCGGCACAGACCUGGAACGCACUCACCAACACAGAACACAACACAAAAGACCAACACCAUGUGCAAAGACCUACCUGCAACUCAGAUGCAAAAUGCAUAAAAACCACACGGACACGAUGGGUAUGGAUGUGAGAUAUACCAAGGACACUUUAUGUUGUUUAUGCCCACAAAAUACACACAAACUCAGUUUAUACCCACAAUGCAGUUACUCACACGAGGCACAGAAGAUACAGCACACACACCCAAGCACAUCCACUCAUGAUUCACAGGGAGCGUGCACAUAUACUCAGAUCCAUUUCUCUGCCCCCAGAGCUGCAAAUUAAUAGACACAAACAACAGAUGAAAUUGCAUCACUUUUCCCUAGCCUGCAUCUGUACCUCUCAGUAGCCUUCAAGAGGCCUCUUCCCCUACCCUCUUCUCUUUCUCCCACCUCCAGAUUUCAGAGAAGUAACCCCCAGGUUUGAAGCAGAGAGAUGGGCCCCCGUUGUCAAGCAGAACUCUGAUUAAGACUGGGAGUCUCAGAGGGCUUCUACUUACUCACCUUCCUCCCACCAGAAACGCGGGUGUGGAAGGACCUGGGACAGCCAGAAACCUAACACCUUCACCAUGACCUUUCCUUGGGAGCAAGUCCACACGGGCAGCCCCCUAGCCCGGGCUCCCCUGCUCCCAACCCCUAGGCUGUCUACAUUCAUCUCCAUUCUCUUGAAAGCCGUUGAUGGCUCAAGAAACUGCAGGGACCUGGGCCCAAAACCAGAGUAAAGAUGCCCCCCAACAUCCAUAGACCUUCCUGUCCUUCCAUCCCCCAGUGGCUUUGUCAGGAGUGGGUCAGAAAGUCGAGACCAGACGUAGACUUGUCUCUUAAAAUGAACCGCUUUUCCUUGCUUGUGGCAUCUCACUUGCUCCUGGGCAUCAGCCCAGUGGGGUCAACUCCUGAGUCCCUUCUGUGGGUGUUCAAUCCCAGGCAUGCUCCUUUCCUUUGCUGGGCCCCUGCCCGGAUGCCCCACCUCCCAUCCGAUGGCUGCGCCUUGAGGAAAUGCACACAAUUAGUGUGCUUUAAGUAAAACACGAUUAAGGAUGUGAACCUCAUGCCGCACAAGCAAACAGCAGUUUUUUAGAAGGCCUGAUUUUUACCCUAUAUUCUAAGUCCACGUUUGAAUGCUUUGUGAGACUCCCCACUGUCUGGAUUGCACCCCAAGCUGCUGCUUCCCACCGCUAGGACUAGCUGAGAGCUGGGUGCUUUUUAGCAAAGGCUCCACGCAAAUGGAAGUUGGGAAUGGAAGUCAGGUGUCAGGCUCAGGCAUCUUAGUCUCUACUCCUGUGGCCGUCCCUUGUCGCUUUCCUCCGAAUGACAGAGGAAGCAACAGCACCAGGGAAUGGAUGGGGGGAGGGGUUCAAAUUUGCACACUUGGUGCAAUAUGCUGGCUCUUUCCCAUAUUCCCAAGUCAGGGCAGCAAUUUCCCCCUUAGCUUCAGCAGGUGUCUCCGUGAGCUCAAAUCUUCAAGAAAGUUGGAGUUUGCAGGAGGCUAAAGAGAAAGAAGUCCAGGAAAGGUGGGGGAGAUGGUCAGGAAGACAAGGUCAAAUUUCAGAGUAAACUUUGCAGGAGCUGAACUUAACUAAGGACGUAAUUAAGGCUCUCUGCUUCCCGAAGCUUCCGUGGUGUUUGACACACUGUCUUCCUUCCUCUCUGCUUCUCUCUGUCUGAGCUGGACUUCUGAGGAUAGACAAGGCAUGUCAACAGGAGGUUAACUUUUUGGAAGGGGCCCCCAGGGAGUGUGGCUCUAGACUCCAUUGGCUUGAUGUGGAAAGGGCUCCGUGAAAGCUUUGUUGGCCUGAACCCCAGCCUGAGCGCUCGUGCAGCUGCUUCAUGUGAGGAGGGUUGCAGGACUGGCUUGUCUUAUCUGCUGUCCCUGGAUCUCUCAUUCCAUUGUAGUGAGGACUUUGGCCAACUUACUUCGUCAUAGUUAGCCGUAAAAUAUCAGUGCGAACUCACACUGAGAGAGGACAGUGCUCUCCGAAGAAGUCUCCAGCUGGGGCUUUAGUGCAGCCCACAGUAGUGGCGAAAAGAGGGGGAGGCUGACUUUCCCCAAAGGAGACUAGAGGACAGUUUGCAAAUCGCAUAGCCCCCAUGGCAGACAGGAGGAGCAUGGUGCUUUGAAUGGCUUACCCAGGAGUUGGGAUGGUGAGCUCUGCCCAAGCUCUGGCUCUUCUGGGUCCCAUUAUCAUAACAGCCUCCAUCUGGGUGAUGGCUGCCUGGUCUGAGAGGCUGGUCCACGUAGGCUAUAAUGCCCGGGGUGCUCCUUGGCUAUACAGUGGGGGUUCCCCAGCCUCGGCAAAGUGUCCACCGCCAGGCUUGAACUCACGACCUUAACCCCGAACGUCAUUAGCCACCUGAGCUAACCUAGCAGAGCGCUGGAUGCUGGGAGGUGUCCACAUGGCUAGUGUGACCAUCAUCUGUAUCUUCAGAGUCUUCCCUUGUUGAGACCAGCUCUUUGUCCUCAUCAAAGCAGCAAGCAGGAUGUGAAGGGUCCUCUACAAGCUGGGAUGGGUUUCUUCUUCAAACUAAUCCGGUUCGCUUUUCCUUUCUUUCUGCUUCCCUUCCCACCAAAGCUCAGUUCCAUCUCUCAUGGUUUGUGUUUUAAAAUAUUUUUAACGAGGAAAAGUGCAAUAAAAUAAAUGGCGACUGUUUUCUUUAGCAAUAGCUAUUUCAAAACCACAUUCUCAGGACUGAAAAGUGAUAGUACUUGGAUUAUCAGAUAAUGCCCUUGGCUUCUGAGCGUUGUUAGUUCACUGUGGUUCCCUCUUCUUCCCGUGUGUUCACGUGGCUCCUGUCCUCUGAGGCCCUGACCCUCCUUUGAAAUGUAAACUUAUGCAGAGGUGCAAGUAUGCACAAGGAACCCCUCCCACCACCACCACCAAAGGCUUUCUUUGUCUCUCUCCUUCUCAUGUGUACUUCCCUUUCUGUUCCUCUCUCCCUCCUGCCUGCCCCUGUCUGUUAGCUCUCACAUGUCAUUUUCGCAACCUGUAGGCACUGAAACCUUGAGUUUGAAGUGCCCUCACGGCAGCCCAUCUCGUUGACUCUCAAUCUGGCGGGGUGUAAUGGAACCCUGCAGGAAAGCACUUACCAAUAGAUAAGAAUAAAGCAUCCUGAGCCAUUACAGAAGAUCAUUUCCAUGCACUAAAAGCCAUUACUUGAUCCAUUUGUCUGGCCUCCUCCCCUCCCCAGGGGGAAGGAUGCUGGGGGAAUGUGGCCUGGAGGUUCGUACCUGGGAUGGGUAGCCUGGGCAGAUUUGGGGAGUUGCCCUCUGGCUGUCCUUCUAAAUAAGCUGAUUUGCUUAACCAAAGGGACUGCGUGAGGUGGAGGUCUACAGGGACAGGAAGUGGGUGCUUAGGGCAUGACAGUAGAGAAGCAAAGGCCCCCCAACCCACUACCGUGUGCACUUGCACAAAUAUUUGCACACAUAACUGGGGACUUCAGAAGAGACCCCCUCUGCUGAAGAAAAAUCUGUGAGGUUAAAUAUCCACACUGGACAAUCAACCCCAGGGUCCCAUUCCAUGGCUUCUCAAUCCACCUUUCUCUCUACACGUGUAAUACAGCAAAACCUCAGUAAACUGAUGGGGAAAUCCUCAGGGAAGGGGGCGGCUUGGCUGCUUUACAGUUAUGGUUGUUCGUGUGUGGGAACCUUCGCUAUUGAAAAAAAAAAAAGAAAGAAAGAAACCCAUUUCCUAAGUAGGUUAGUAUAAACUUUCCUGCCUUAGCAAGUAGAGUGUUUGAAGACAACAGAAGACCUUGCAUUGCUCAGGGUCAACGACGUAAACCUCAGUGCUCAUCGUACAGAAAUACAGGCGGAGGAGACCAAAGAGAUAGGCUGAAUGUAUGCUGGCCGCGAGGCGUACCCAGAAGUUGACCGUGUGGGCACGUCCUGGCUCAGCAGAGAAUGCCCUGGCUGUCAUUUGCGUCUUUCUACCGAAAGUGUAGUAAGAAAACGUAAUUCUUGUGUUAAUCGAGGUUUGGGUUAAUUGGUCCCGAGUUAUCAGAGGUUUUCCAUAUAUACAUAUAUCUGUGUGUAUAUAUGUAUAGUAUAUGUAUAUAUGUAUACCAUUGUUUUGAAAAUUAUACAGUGACCGAUCCCCUUAGCUUCACUAAUGUGGAAUACGUUUGGCAAUCCAAGGAAUAAACUGCGUUUCUUUGAA
This is a messenger RNA of Acinonyx jubatus (cheetah), 9777 nucleotides long. It is a transcript of the gene KCNA2, whose product is annotated as potassium voltage-gated channel subfamily A member 2. The record is from RefSeq and is a predicted model, not a curated record. Bases 1253 to 2752 code for a protein of 499 amino acids. Gene Ontology annotation, biological process: potassium ion transmembrane transport; protein homooligomerization. Gene Ontology annotation, cellular component: dendrite; axon terminus; voltage-gated potassium channel complex. NCBI's taxonomy places the organism in Eukaryota, Metazoa, Chordata, Mammalia, Carnivora, Felidae. The transcript is spliced from 3 exons. Gene Ontology annotation, molecular function: delayed rectifier potassium channel activity; protein binding.